Sphenostylis stenocarpa is the source of this 1680-nucleotide messenger RNA. The record is from the annotation of a GenBank genome assembly. NCBI's taxonomy places the organism in Eukaryota, Viridiplantae, Streptophyta, Magnoliopsida, Fabales, Fabaceae.
AUGCCCCCAACGGUUCAACUGAUACGCGCAAGAACGGCUCUGAUAGCGCUUUGGUGCAGCGAGCGGCGUAGGAAUAUCACAGACAACCCACUCGUGCCUCUACCUCAUCGCACCGUUCAUCACCAUCACAAACUCAACAACAACAUACAUACCAUACGAGGUGAAGCUUCCCUUCAUGUCGAGUUGAAUUCGAGUAAUUCACCAUGGGUUCUUCUUACAAUUGUGGUCAACCCUCUGUAUUGGAUCUGGGGUGUCCUUCGUGUUUGGGACGAAGUUAGGGUUUACGCCCAAUUUCGCCUCAAAUUUUGGGGAUUUCUGAAGCUUCUUUCUGGUUUGGUGAUUGAAGCUGCGAUGGAGGAAGAGACCUCCGAUGCAAUGAAUCUUGAUUUGAAUCUGGGUCCAGGCCCAGAGCCUGAAACUGGCCCAAUAAAUAACGAAGCUGUGAACUUGGACGAUUGGAUAGGGGAGCCUCUUCAGAGAAUUAGCGAAGCUGUGAGGUUUAGGGCACGACAUCGGUGGCGAUGGCGGCAUCUUCCGCUACCGCAUUCUGAACUUCAUGUUCACAUCCCACCUGAAGCUGCGCGGCAUUUUCAUAUACCACCUGAGGCUCACAAUAUCUCCAUGGAAUUGAACCAGUUUUUGGUCAAUUCUGGAAACGGGACUGCCUUACAGGCUGGGGAAGGCAGUGUGGCGGCGGAGGAGAGAAUGGAGGAGGCGCCGAAGGCGUGUGAGAAUGUCAAUGGUGUUGCAGAGGACGAGGCUUCACAGAAGAAGGAUGAUGUUGAAAAGGGUAGUGGCACUGAUGGAGACUUUUUUGAUUGUAACAUAUGUUUGGACAUCUCUAGGGAUCCUGUUGUUACUUGUUGCGGCCAUUUGUUUUGUUGGCCUUGCCUUUAUAGGUGGUUGCAUCUGCAUUCGGAUGCGAAGGAGUGUCCCGUUUGUAAGGGAGAGGUGACUCUUAAAAGUGUUACCCCAAUAUAUGGCCGUGGGAACAUUGUACGAGGUGGUGAAGAGGAUACUGCUCUUAAGAUCCCUCCCCGGCCUCAAGCAAGGAGAGUUGAGAGUCUGAGACAAACCAUUCAGAGAAAUGCUUUUGCACUCCCUGUGGAAGAGAUGAUUCGGCGUCUCGGAAGCAGAAUUGAUCUUACUCGUGAUUUUGUUCAGCCACAUGAAGUAGAUGGUACCCGAGAAACCGCAGAUAGAACUACCUCCUUGCUAAGUAGGUUCUUAACUGCUCGAGGCAUACGGAGAGAGCAGAAUUUAGUGGCACCCCCAGAGGAUGUAAUGGGUUUGGCUCAGAAUAAUGUAAAUGCUGCCGAGGCAGGGGAUAACCGAAGUAGGGUGCAAUCCCAUUUGCUUCGAAGAACACAAUCACACAGAGCAACUCUUUCUACUCUUUCAUCAGCACUCACUUCUGCUGAAAGAUUAGUUGAGGCAUAUUUCCGUAGCAAUCCAAUAGGUAGGAACCAAGAACAACCUCCUCCUCCAGUUGAUGACAGGGACUCCUUUUCAAGCAUUGGUGCUGUGAUAAAUUCAGAGAGUCAAGUCGACACUGCUGUAGAGAUUGAUUCCAUGGUAUCCUUGUCAACGUCCUCUUCUAGGAGGAGGAAUGAUACUUCAAGAUUGUCUGAUGUCGAUAGUGGAGAUUCUCGUGCUCCAAGGCGCAGACGUUUGAACUGA